AUGAGCGAUAGAGAUACCCAGAGUUGUUCCACAAACAGUUUACAACCUCUACGCAAGCUCCUUUUUGAUCAAUCAAUGCAUUCAGGUGUAAAAAUAUAUCCACCUAAUCGACACCGUCUGAGUAGGGGUUCCAAUACAUUUAUGCACACGUUGCUGCUGCUGUUACUUGUUACAGUGAUUGCAAUGUUUGUCACACCCCCCUGGUUCCCCGUGGCGCAUGCUCUCCGAUUCGAACUGGUUGGUGAUACCAUCAACAACAACACUGUAUUUGCAUACGGCGUGGACAGCGUGCUACUGGAUGGUGUGUCCAUCGGAAACAGUGCGUCGGUGGUGUUUGACAUCGCCGCGAUGCUCCCUGGUGCGGUGCGCAUUGAGCUGAGAGACUGCGUGUGCGAUGGUGGGUCGCAGAUCUAUGUAUUGGGGUACAAUGAGGAUCCCGCAAGUAACCGGAGUCUGGAAGUGAGUGUGGAUAGAUUAUCUGGUCGCUUCUGCUCACUCGUCUUGGCACACAACCUGCCUCCGCAGACCAACGUGACAAUCCGAGACUCUACGAUCGUGACGACGGGACCCGUGAGCUACGCACCGGUCAACGGCCUGACGGAUGCCAUUGCGGCCCCGCUUGUGCUGUAUGCGACUGCGCUUUCGCAGUCACAGCUGCGUGUGGAGAACAGCGUUCUGCGGACGUCCGCCGCCGGUGGGAUGGCACUCUACGUGGGUGGCAACGUGUACCUACUGUCGAGUGCUGUGGUGCUUGACGGUGUUUCGCUGGAGGCGAGUGGAGGUGACGGGGCGUACGCGAUGUACGUGUCGCCUGCGUCUGUUCUGAGUCUGCAGAGCCUUUCAGUGUUCUCUGUGACGAACACGUCUGUUGUGAGCAGCGGCAGUGGGAUCGUCCUUGGCGAUAGCCUCACAAUGUCCCGUUCUGUGUUUCGCCUUGUGCGCCUUAAUGCGAACAUCGCUAACCCGCUGCUGCACGCAGGUGGCGGAACGAUUGGCGUUGACGCGUGGCUCGACAUAUACGGUGUGCGUGUAUCAGCAGUUGCGGGAGCUGGUGAGUCGUCAUCGUCGCUUGUCGCAUCGUUGUCAUCCGUAACGCUUGAUGGCGGUGUUGUCUCAAUUGUGCACUCCAUUGCUUCUGGCGCAACAUUUGCCACCGCUCCGACAGUGACAAGUGGCAUUAUUUCAGUGCAAUGUAACCGUCUCGGGACAAAGGUGCUGGAGGACACGAAUGAUUACACAGCCGCUGGUAUGCUCUCUGUGAACGUUGCACCAUGUUUCAGCUGCGUGGAGAAUCAGCGAUGCUUUACCGCACUGACAUCAUCGUUUCUGCCUAAUAAUUGUACGUGCAGCUGUUCUUCUGGUAGUUUCGGCCGCUCGUGCCUCCCGUUUGACGUGCCUUUCGCAAAACUAAACAGUCGUCCAUGUAUUACUGGCAUUACAAUAACAGAGUCCGCGACGCUUGGCUUUGAGGACCCAUCACUGUGCUUCAACAACGUUACACUUAGUGGGCCGAUCACUGUGAUAGUGGACCUGCGCCAGAUGAACACCUAUGUUGACUCUGUGUAUGUGACACUGUCCAAGUGCCUCCUCACUGGUGGUGCGCAGCUGAUCAUAAAUGGACUGAAUAGUAUAGAGGAAUGGAUGCCUCCACUCAAGGUAGACAUGAAGGAAGAUACAUCAAAUGAGGCUACCAUAGUAUUCCAGAGUCAGAUGCCACGGAAGUCACGUAUCAUUUUGGACAAAUCAGAGCUCUACGCGACAACGGACGGAUCGCUCUACGUACCUACAACCACUGGUGAGGAGGAUAAAAAGUAUGGGCCUGUACUUGUGUUAAACAAUCUGUGGCUAUUUGAAAGUCAGUUGGUUAUCACGGAGACACGGUUUACCUGUGUUGGAGAAAUGUGUUCCUCAAUUCUUGUGGAACACAACUUAAACCUGCAAGAGCGAACAUCAUUCUUCUUAUAUGGUUGUCUUAUAUAUGCUCAGAACCAUGGAAUGUAUUUCCUGGCAAGUGACCUUUACGUUUUAUCAAGUUCCGUGCUGUCGCUACAGUUGAAUAAAUGGUAUAGCUAUGGAGUCGGCGCAUUGAAAUCUCAACAAAUAGUAUUGCGCGACAGAGGCGUACUGCACCUCUAUUGGAAUUUCUUUUUUGUUGGGUAUUCUAUUUUCACAGCGAGUAAUAUCACCAUUGAAAAAGAGAGUUUACUUUCCCUACGUAGGUGUGGUUGCAACACAAUGCUUCUUUUCCAUGUGGAUGACGUCAAAGGCAAUAUUAAUGUCCUUGAUAACAGUGUAUGGUCGUUGCAUAGACUUACACUUGCCGAAGGAUGGUACAUGGCUAACACUGUAUGGGCUACAAAUGAUUUGUAUCCUGUUGUUUCUGCAGACUCUAAAGUGUAUGGUGGGAAUUUUUGGCACCUAGGUACUAUCAUGAACGACUAUUCUUUUGUGAAGGUAAACACUCCAGUUACGGUCUUUCCGACGUUUGAUUGUGCGAAAGAGCUCUAUUGUUAUCUUCCAUUUACAAAAUCUGUUACAGGUAGUUGCGUUUGUGUGUGUACUGCAGGUGGCUACGGACCCUAUUGUUUACCAGCGCCGCUCGAUGGUAUAGUCUUCAAACCAUCUUUUAUGACACCCAAAGAAACGGUUUACUGCAUACGUCGUCAGACCCUUGGUAAUAUUCUAAUGGCUGAGACUCAUGUCGGUUUUUGCUUCAUUGAUGUCAAUUUCAACGCACCAGUUGCUUUUGUACCUGCCAGUCCCGUCAAACCAAAUUACAAUAUCACUUUUUUGCGCUGUAAUUUCAUGGGACUUAGAAUAAUGGAAGGUAAUACAAACUAUUUAAUUACAAUAGACGCAUCUGUUUUUCAGGUGCCGUCAACAGAGAGUGCCGCUUUGACCCUUAAAGGUGCGUUUAAAGACGGUUCAACGAUUAUUAUAAAGAAUAACACCAUCACUUCACUGGCAAACAGCGGAAUAUUGUUUGACACAAAUUCUAUCGGAACAAAUUCGAUAGUACUGUUGCUUAACAAUAAAAUUGUUGCAGUUCAGAAUGCUAUUCUAUUCAACAGCAACUAUACCGUUGAUGGAAGCAGUUUUGUCGUGCAAAACUCCACACUGAAAACUUCAAGCAUGAUUGAUGAAACAUACGCUGCAUUGAAAACUCUCCAACUGAGUGUGGUGAACGGAGGGUACUUUGACUUCAGUGGCAACACACUGGAUACUGUUAGUGGUGUUAUGCUAUCUGAUGCGCUUCAAGUUUCAAAAAAUGGUCUAUUUAGAGUGGCGGGUUGCAGCUUCCUUGGGACAUCAGGAUAUGCGAAAAGUUCACUUCUCUUUUUGUCAGUGUCAGCGGCAUUAGCUGAUGGUAGUCAGUGGCGCAUGGAAAGGAACAAUGUGAAUGCUGGAUAUAUUAUUUAUAAUACUGGAUCCUCUAUAGUAUUAACAGGUGGCGGGACCACUGCUGUGAUAUCAAGCAAUACACAGGCGAAA
Molecule: messenger RNA, 3492 nt
Organism: Trypanosoma theileri
Lineage: Eukaryota; Euglenozoa; Kinetoplastea; Trypanosomatida; Trypanosomatidae
Product: dispersed protein family protein 1 (DGF-1)
Exons: 1
Source: RefSeq, a predicted model, not a curated record